AUGUUUUCGCAUCUUUCUUUAAGCGUUUGUUCAUAGUAUAUGAUGAAAAAUAUUGAGUUAUCAUCGGCGCAGUUUAUAUUAUAAAAAUUAUCGCCGGUAUUUUAUACUGGAAUGUCGAUGCACCUAAAAAGCAUCCAAAUGACGCUCGUUGGUUUAGCAGCACGAAAACUAUCUAUAAAGAAGCGGAAUGCCGAGUUGGCCGCAGCUUUCCCAAAUGGUGUACGUUGUCAGAAAUGCUUACAGCUCGGUCACUGGUCCUAUGAAUGUAAGGAGAAACGCAAGUACGUGCACCGCAUUUCGCGCACCAAACAACUAAAAAAGCGUAUAGCAGAAAAAAUAUCUUCUGAAAGUAAUGUUAGUGGUGCUGUUAGUACUACUAGCGAUACAACCAAGUCAUCAAAGGCAAAGCGUGCAAGACGUGCGCGCACUUCCUCUGGUUCUUCAGCUGCUGACGGUUCGUUAAGAUCGAAUUCAGACACGCAAUCGUCAUCAGAUUCAAAUGGUAGUGGUUCUUCGGAUUCCGCUGAAGAUUCCUCGAGCGAUAGUAGUUCUUCAGACUCUGAUAGUGACAGCAGCAGUAGUGAUUCUGGUUCUGGUAGUAACUCUAGCAAUUCAGACAGCAGUGGAUCGAGCGAUUCAAGCGAAUCAUCCAGCUCAGAUGACGAUUGCCAAACAUCAUCAAAAAAGAAAAAAAACAAUCGUACCUCCAGCUCAUCUAGUGAUGACGACAUUUGAUUAGAAACCGAAAUAAGCAAGGUAGAUACUGAGAUGAAGAACCAUAAUAAGCUUUAGUAGUUUAAGUUGGUAAUAUUAAUGUAGGUAUAAACAUGUGAUUUAAGUGUUUGUUUACAGAAUGAAUCAAAGAAAAGUAGGAUCACAAAACGUUAAGUUUCGAAUUGCAUUAAGAUAACAUAAGUACAUUCAUACCAAGUUAGUAACAAUUGCAGGAAAAAUCAGUCAGCUAGUAUUUGCAAUAUACAACGGAUAUCAGGUUCUUGUAGACGCCUUAAAAAUGAAAAAAAAACAGCUCUUUAUAAGCAGCAAAGUCGUGGUCUACUACAAUUUACCUAUACUGUGUGAUUUUAUUUCAUCUGUCAAUUCUAACCUAUAAAUUUCGUUUCUCUAAAACGUAAUUGUAAAUUUGGAAACUUGUAAGCGUUUUUGUAACUUGAGCUUCGUUGCUAUAGACAUUUACUUUGAAGACUCAACAAAAAUCUUAGUCGUACAUUAUUUACUUUGUGCUCUCUUAGCUUUCCCGCAAAAAAUGCAAAUUUAGGAUCAUAUAAUAAAAAACGGAAUAUUAAAGUUA
Molecule: messenger RNA, 1309 nt
Organism: Anastrepha obliqua
Lineage: Eukaryota; Metazoa; Arthropoda; Insecta; Diptera; Tephritidae
Product: zinc finger CCHC domain-containing protein 10
Exons: 2
Coding region: 112-735 (207 amino acids)
Molecular function (GO): zinc ion binding; nucleic acid binding
Source: RefSeq, a predicted model, not a curated record